This is a messenger RNA of Labrus mixtus (cuckoo wrasse), 3402 nucleotides long. RefSeq names its product leucine-rich repeat LGI family, member 2a (gene lgi2a). The transcript has 8 exons. Gene Ontology annotation, biological process: inhibitory synapse assembly. Gene Ontology annotation, molecular function: protein binding. The record is from RefSeq and is a predicted model, not a curated record. NCBI's taxonomy places the organism in Eukaryota, Metazoa, Chordata, Actinopteri, Labriformes, Labridae. The coding region runs from base 329 to 2032 and encodes 567 amino acids.
UUUUUUUUACACCUUUACAUGCCAUAGCCUACUGACAACACACGGUGUAUCUGCGUAUUGAAGCUACCUUACUUAAAAUACAACAUAAACUCAAAAAAAUCUCCAUUUUCAAAUGCGUUUCUCUUAGACGCAGCAUCAUCAAUAAAAACGUUCAGGUUCGCAGACCGUCAUGUGUGGCGUACUAAAAGUCUAAAUGCUUUAUUUUCUCGGUGUGUGCUGCGUGGUUGUUUAACCAACAGUUCCCCUCGCGGCUUCAUAAAUAAUGAGAGUGGACGGAGGGGAGCUGCAGCUGAUUUGCUGAUGUCAGGGGGAGCCAGUGCUGCAUUUCAUGGUGCAGGGUGGAAACGCGCGCUGCCAUCUGCCUCUAUCGGCGCUCUCAGCAAACCUCACACAUGCAAGCCCGGCAAGAAAGAUGCUGCCAACUCUCAAGAUUUGGGCAUUGUUUUCUCUGUCGCUCUGCUUCUUAUGUCAACCGGCUCAUUUGAAGAAGGGUUUUCGAUGUCCUUCAACAUGCAGCUGCUCCAGGGAGUCUAUCAUUUGCGUCGGGUCCUCCUAUGUCCCAAGGAUUUCCCCCAACGACGUCAAUUCUUUGAGUAUCGUCAAUGGGACUUUUUCGGAGGUCAAAGAGGCAAUGUUUGCUCACAUGCCUUCUCUCCAGCUACUGCUUCUGAAUUCUAAUUCUCUAACAACAGUAAGGGAUGAUGCAUUCGCAGGCCUUCCACAUCUGGAGUAUCUGUUCAUUGAGAGUAAUAAAUUAGAGGCGACGUCCAGAUAUGCCUUCAGAGGACUCAGGGACUUGACUCAUUUGUCUUUGGCAAACAACAACAUUAAAGCGUUGCCCAGGGACAUCUUCAGUGAUUUGGAUUCACUGAUAGAGCUGGACCUUCGAGGCAAUGCCUUUGAGUGCGACUGCCGUGCCAAGUGGCUUAUGACGUGGCUGAAGAACACCAAUGCCACAGUGUCGGAUGUCAUAUGUGCCGGACCGGAGGACAUGAAGGACAAGCGUCUCAAUGAUAUGACCAGUCUGCACAAUGAGUGCACCUCAACCGAUUUUGUACUCCACCAGUCGGUCGCUUCAGAGUCCCUGUCUGUUGACACAUUCAGCUAUAAGAACGACGUCUACGUGACUAUUGCUGCUCCCAGCACAGACAGCUGUAUGGUUUACCAAUGGGACCACAUAGAAAUGAACUUCAGGACUUAUGAUAACAUUACAGGUCAGUCCAUUGUAGGGUGCAAGUCAGUUGUCAUCCUGGACCAGGUUUUUGUCAUUGUGGCGCAGCUCUUUGGUGGUUCUCACAUCUACAAGUUUGAUGAGGACCAAAGCAGGUUCAGCAAGUUCCAGGAGAUAGAGGUGUCCAAGAUCUCCAAGCCCAAUGACAUCGAGGCAUUCCAGAUUGGUUCUGACUCCUUCUUUGUGAUUGCUGACAGCUCCAAAGCAGGCCUGUCCACCCUUUACAAGUGGAACGAUAAGGGCUUUUAUUCAUAUCAGUCGCUGCAUGAAUGGUACCGUGACACCGAUGCAGAAUUCUUGGACUUGGAUGGGAAGGCCCACCUUGUCUUGGCAAGCCGCUCACAAGUUCCCGUGAUCUACCAGUGGAGCCGGAGCAACCAGAAGUUUGUCCUGCAGGGCGAGAUCCCCAACAUGGAGGAUGUUGUAGCUGUUAAGCACUUCCGGAUCAAGGAGGAACUUUACCUGGCCAUGACACGUUAUAUUGGCGACUCCAAAGUUCUGCGUUGGGGCGCCAAACAGUUUGCAGAGAUCCAGGCCUUACCCUCAAGGGGGUCCAUGAUUCUUCAGCCGUUCUCUUUCAAAGAGCGCUACUACCUUGCCCUGGGAAGCGAUUACACAUUUUCACAGAUCUACCUGUGGGACGACGAGGAGAAACUCUUUGACCGCUUCAAGGAGGUUUACAUCCAGGCACCGCGCUCCUUCACUGUGGUUUCCACUGACCGCAGGGACUUCAUCUUCACCUCAAGCUUCAAGGGAAACACACAGAUCUUUGAGCACGUCAUCAUAGACUUGAGCUUGUGAGGGGCUCUGCCUUAUAUUCCUUUCUGCAAUCAGACGUCUUCCACUACAAGAUAUAUUUUCAAAGGUAAAGAAAGGACCAGACUUAAUGAACUCUUAUCGUUUUGAUUCCUAGUUAGUGUUUUGUCGCGAAUAAGAGCUGGUUCAGUAGUGCUUGGAAUAGCUUCCUUAGUACCUUUUAGGUAUUCUUCUGAGGAAUGGAAAGAUUCGAAAUACAGUUUGGUGUUUUUGGAUGUACAGCUUUCAUUGUGUUAAUGGUUUAAUACCCCUAAAAAUGUACACCAGGACCUUGAGAGAGAUCAUUUUGCCUCUUGAAGGUGUUCCAGGUGUGGUUGCCCCUUACCUCAUGUCCUCAUACCCUGUGGUAAUGUUCAGUAUGUUGCCUUAUCAGCACUGGGGAUCUGUGUUCUGAUGGGCCCACAGUGCCUCUCUCUGGCCGUGAUAGAGUAUCACACCCCUUUGCUUUUUUGAAACAGGGAAUGUCAUGAAAGCACAAACCUUUAAAUAUAUUCAAGUGAGACCCCAGCCCUUACAGUGUAGGUAUCACAUGAAAAUGUUACUGUAGGUGCUAUAGAUUAUAUUGCGUACAGUAAAUACAAAAAAGAACAAAAUUUAAGACUAAUGCUAUUUCAGAUAAGCAUAAAUGAUAGCUUCCCAUUUUCAUGUAGUUCAGAGUGCUAGAAGUGGAAAAGCAGACACAAGUUCUUUUAUCCAUUCAGUGUUCAGGGAAAUAAAAUAUACUAACACCAUGUUUAAACAAUUACCACAAUUAUUGGAUCAUAAUUAGACUUUCAUUUUGGGCUGGAACUUUAAAAAAAAAAAUCUCACUGCAGAAAUCUGUGAACUCUGAUUUAUAACAUUUGAUAAGGUGAGAUAAUUUGUCUGAAGAUAAAGAGAACAAGAGGUUUAUUUUAUGUAAAUAUAUAUGUCAACUCGAGUUGAGAGGCCUUUUUGGUCUCUCUUUCUGUUCUUUGAAAAUACUGAAUGUUAACUAGCAAGCUCUGACAUGUACAUAAAACAAGGACUGCAAUGCCACUACCUGUUUGUCACAAAAAAAAAGGGUCUGGACGGAUCUUUGCACUUACUUUCAAAUAAUUCAAACGUUACUGCAGCCUGCAAGAGCAUGAAAUACAAAAAAAAAGGUGUUUGCCAAAUUCAUUUUUUUGAUGAACCUAUCAGACUGAGAAGUCUUAAAGUGCAUCUUUACUCUUUGAUUGAAUGGUAUUGCAACAACAACAAAAAAAAGGAAUACAGUAUGCAAGCUUUACCACAUGCCGAUUCUUUUGUAAGAAUUUGUUUAAUGCAUAUUGAAUGUUACUCUCAAGAUACACUGUAAAUUUAGUCAUUUGAAUUUCAAAAUAAAUGUUUAAAAG